ACUCAGGCUCAGAUCGCGGAGCAGACGGAGCAGACGACGGCAGCAUGCGGGCGCACAGGGUGUCCGUGUGGUUUUCUCUGGUCGCUCUGGUGCUGCUGGGCUCUGGGUUCGGAUCCGAGCUGGACCCGACCGGCCUCAAACUCUGCGUCACCUCAAACUCCAGAAUACAAAACCUCUGUGGCCAAAACCGCAGCGCCGUGCCCUCGAAUCUGCCCGGCGACACCGAGUACCUCGACCUCUCCCACAACGCGAUACGGGAACUCACGGACGACGCGUUUUCCGGACUGCACCGGCUCUGUUUCCUCAAAAUGUCUGACUGUGGACUCACGGGAAUCUCUCCUCACGUUUUUGAGAAGACGCCGUCUCUCAAAGUCCUCAACGUGUCCCUGAAUAAACUGUCCGUCGUUCCAGAUCUGUCGCUGCGAAAUGUUCAGAUUCUCGACUUGUCCUACAACGUUUACAAAAGCUACCGACUCCCAAACUCUUAUCGGAACUUUAAAAACCUGGAUGUUUUCGCAUUGGGAAGCGCUAAUGCCACGUCCGUUCGCUUCGACGACUUUGACGCUCUACAAAACGUCACCCUGCGGCAUCUGGUUCUCGGAGCCGGUACAAAAUGGCUGACGUACGAAUCCGGCGCUUUGGCUAAACUUCAACUCCUGCAAAAAUUCUCACUCAAGGUCACUUUCUGCGGAAACUUUGAACUGUUAGACUCGAUUCUGGAGGAUCUGAACCGAACUCGAGCGACCGCGCUGCGUUUCGUGGCUGUUUUUCCGGACACCUGCAACGUCAGCGGUAACCCUUUCGAGAAAAUCCAAAAGAUGCCCCAGAUCCGGAACCUGUCCGUGGAGGACACGCGGACAAACACCUCGUUUUUGGAGCAGUUCAUCAAAGACGUGUUGGAGUCCAUGGUUCAGGAGCUUUCUUUGUUAAACAUCGCGUACGACGAAGACACGCCGGGAGGUUUUCGGCUGCCCAACCUGACCCACACCGCCCAAAUCCAAUCCAUUACCAUCUCUAAAAUCACCCACAUGCAAUACGAGUACCCGAAAUUUGAGAUAAAUUUUGACCUAAUUUUGAAACUUACCUAUUUAAAAUUUUCAGGCACAGGAAUGAAUAUUUUACCGUGUAACAUUUUCUCUGCGAUUCCAAACCUCGAGACUUUGGAUGUUUCCGAUAACCUCCUGGACGAUAAAGGUUUCUGGUGGCCGUCGUGUUUGCAGGAAAAAGUCGUGUUUCCGAAACUGAAGCAGCUUUCUCUCAGUAAGAAUCGCUUCUACAGUUUGUCGUUCAUCGCCGAAAAGACGCAUCACAUUAAACAUCUGGAGUCCUUGGAUCUUAGCUUUAAUUCGAUUGUCUUAGACGGCGUUGUGGACUGGCCCUUCUGGCUUAAAGAGCUAAACCUGGCCAGCAACAACCUCGGCGAUUCGGUAUUUAACUUCCUCUCUCCGCAUUUUGAGAGAAUCGAUUUGUCUAAGACCGGCUUAACUGUUCUGACGCAAAAAGACGUCUCAAAAUUCCCCAACAUGACUCAUCUGAUUCUGAGCAGCAACAGCAUUCAGUCGAUCCCGGCGAAUCUCCGAGCGCCGUCGCUGCUGAGCCUUUACGUCGACCAGAACGCGAUCACGUCCGUUUUUGAGGAAGAUCUCGCAGGACUUCCCCAACUGCAGACGUUAAGAGCCGGUAAUAAUCCGUUCGUGUGUUCGUGCGAUUCGUUUUGGUUCAUAACGUCUUUGAACAAGUCGCUGCUUCCUGAUUGGCCGCUUCAGUACACCUGCAGCACGCCGCCGUCUCACUCGGGGAAACCUCUCACUUCCGUCCAAGGUUUAACGGCGCUCAACUGCCAAACGUGGCGUCAGGGAUUGCUCGGUUUGGCCGUCAUUUUUAGCAUUGUCGUAAUUAUCGGAUUCCUGUUCCACAGACUCGACGGCGUCUGGUACGGUAAAAUGCUGUGGGUGUGGAUCCAGUCGAAACGCCGCGAUCACAGGCGCUCGGAGAAUCUGCGGAGCGCGUUGUUCUCGUACCACGCCUUCGUUUCGUACAGCCACCGCGACGCCGAGUGGGUGGAGUCGCAGCUCGUGGAGCGUCUCGAGGGCGCCGGACUCACCCUCUGCGUCCACGAGCGAGAUUUCGUCCCCGGGGAGUGGGUCCUGGACAACAUCGUGAAGUGCGUGGAGUCGAGUUACAAAACGCUCUUCGUUCUGUCCAAACACUUCGUCCAGAGCCAGUGGUGCAACUACGAGCUGUUCUUCACGCAGCACCGCUCCAUCGCCGCGCAGCACGACUCCAUGGUGUUCGUUCUGCUGGAGCCCAUCGCGGUCGACUCGCUGCCCAAACGGUACCGUCGCCUGCGGAGCGUUCUGAGGCACAGGACGUACCUGGCGUGGCCGGGGGAGGGGCACAGGCGGCAGGUGUUCUGGGCGAGUCUGAAGUCGAUGCUGCGCGGAGGAAACGCCUUCAUGGUUCUGAAAGACGUGGCUUUGUCCAUAACUGAAACGACUCCACUGAUCAACGCCGAAGAGGAACCGGAGGAGCACGAGGACAGCGAGAGCGACGCCUUUUAAAACUUCACCUCAAACAUCUCAAAUC
This is a messenger RNA of Boleophthalmus pectinirostris (great blue-spotted mudskipper), 2586 nucleotides long. Its product is annotated as toll-like receptor 2. The transcript is spliced from 2 exons. The record is from RefSeq and is a predicted model, not a curated record. Gene Ontology annotation, cellular component: membrane. Bases 45 to 2561 code for a protein of 838 amino acids. Lineage: Eukaryota; Metazoa; Chordata; Actinopteri; Gobiiformes; Gobiidae. Gene Ontology annotation, molecular function: transmembrane signaling receptor activity; protein binding. Gene Ontology annotation, biological process: inflammatory response; toll-like receptor signaling pathway; immune response.